This is a messenger RNA of Adelges cooleyi (spruce gall adelgid), 2506 nucleotides long. It is a transcript of the gene Ilk, whose product is annotated as integrin-linked protein kinase. NCBI's taxonomy places the organism in Eukaryota, Metazoa, Arthropoda, Insecta, Hemiptera, Adelgidae. The transcript has 10 exons. Gene Ontology annotation, biological process: cell-matrix adhesion; protein phosphorylation; substrate adhesion-dependent cell spreading. Bases 180 to 1526 code for a protein of 448 amino acids. The record is from RefSeq and is a predicted model, not a curated record. Gene Ontology annotation, cellular component: focal adhesion; stress fiber. Gene Ontology annotation, molecular function: ATP binding; protein kinase activity; protein binding.
GUACUCAGAACUUUGAAAUAUGCUGUACCAAGAACAAGACAAGAACUAACAUAGUUGUAUAUCCAAAUUUGGAGUGUUUGGAGAAAAAACUGCUAAUGGCCAGAUGCGUAGGAUACUUUGAAUCCUUCUUAAACUAGGCCAACUUUUUUUCUGUUUUAAGUAAUUACUAUAUUAGCGUGAUGGAAGACAUAUUUCAAUGGUGCCGUGAAGGCAUUACAAUGCAAGUUCGGGUCUGGCUCGAUGACACAGAACACGACAUGAAUCAAGGGGAUGACCACGGGUUUAGUCCACUUCAUUGGGCAGCUAAAGAGGGUCAUUUAAAAAUUGUUGAAAUGCUUAUACAAAGAGGUGUACGAAUAAAUUCAACGAACCGUGGUGAUGACACACCUCUGCAUUUGGCUGCAGCUCAUGGACACCAUGAAAUUGUACACCUGUUGUUAAAAAAUCGUGCCGAUAUCAAUUUUACUAAUGAACACGGAAACACUCCUUUGCAUUAUGCCUGCUUUUGGGGUUAUGAAGCAAUUGCUGAAGAACUUAUCGAAAAUGGUGCAUUAGCAGCUUCGGCAAAUAAAGAUGGAGAUACUCCGCUUGAUAAGGCAAAAGGCCCAAUUGUUAAACAUUUGAAAGACUUGGCAUUGCAAUCUGGACAAGAUCUUACUAAAAUAAAUUUUAAAGAUCAGAGUUGGUUGGGCUUGAAGACUAGAAGUCGAGAUGCUACUUUAUCACGUCAUAAAGGAAUUAAUUUGAGUGACCUCUAUUUACAUACAAAAAUGGCCACUUCACCCAGUGGGGAAACAUGGCGAGGCCAUUGGCAAAAGAAUGAUAUUGUUGCUAAAGUGUUAGCUGUGCGACAAUGUACUCCUCGUAUAUCAAGAGACUUUAAUGAAGAGUUUCCGAAGUUAAGAAUAUUUUCUCAUCCAAAUGUGCUGCCCGUAAUUGGCUGUUGUAACUCUCCACCGAACUUAGUGGUUAUUAGCCAAUAUAUGCCUUGGGGAUCGCUCUAUACAUUAUUACAUGAAGGCGCUAGAGUUACUGUGGACACUGCACUGGCUCUCAGGCUAGCAGUAGAUGUGGCUAGAGCCAUGGCAUUUUUACAUAGCCUCGAGAGAAUUAUACCUCAAUUUUUUUUGAACAGCUAUCAUAUAAUGAUUGAUGAAGAUCUUACAGCAAAAAUUAAUAUGGCAGAUGCAAAGUUUUCAUUCCAAGAAAAAGCAAGAAUAUACUAUCCAGGAUGGAUGUCGCCAGAAGCAUUACAAAAGAAACGUACCGACACAAACUUUGAAGCUUGCGAUAUGUGGAGUUUUGCCAUACUUUUAUGGGAAUUAGCUACUAGAGAGGUUCCAUUUUCUCACCUGUCGCCAAUGGAAAUUGGAAUGAAAGUGGCAUUGGAGGGCUUGAGAGUGUCAAUUCCGUCAGAUAUUUCACCUCAUUUGACAAAGUUGAUAAAGAUAUGUAUGAACGAGGAUCCUGGAAAAAGACCUACUUUUGAUAUGGUGCUGCCAAUUUUGGACAAAAUGAAGAGAUAAACAAAAUUAAGAUUUUGAAAAAUAUUAUUUGUCAAAGAGAAAUCAUUUUGUUAGAAAAAAGGAGAUAAAAUCUCACUAACUUGAUUACUUUUAAAUUUAGGUUUUAAUUAUAGCAAGUGGUCCAAAGUAAUAAUAACAAUAAUUGUAUUAAUACUAUUCUUUUUUUAUUGUUAUUAAAAAAUUGAAAUUAAACAUUUUGUUUAAAGUUGAUACUUAAUUUAAACAUACAUUUUUUUUUAAUGUAUAAUUUUAACAGUAUUUAUAUACUAAUGACCACUUGUAUUCCAGUGUUCGCUUACUUUAUUAUGCUGACUAAUAAGACUUAAUUUAUUACUUUUACUAUUAACUAUUGUAUUAAGAAACCUGCUAUGUUAAACUACACCAUAAUUGCAUUUUUUUUAAGCUACACAAGAGCACAUAAUAGUUUAUAAAACAAAACUAUGAUCAAAAUUUGAAGUGAUGAUUUAUCAAAGGAAUGUUAAUUAUUUUUUUUGUGUGUAAACACAAGUAUAAUUAUUUAGUUGUUCACAGAUUAAAUUUUUUAAUUGUUGAAAAUGACAGUUUUUGUUAAUACUAUUCUAAUACGCAAAUCGAGCAUACAUAUUUUGUUAACUUAAAUGUAAUUUUUUUAUUUAAACUAACUGUUAGUUUUGUUAUUAAUUGUUAAUAAAUAAAACCAAUAACAUUUGUAUAUAGCUCAGUGUAGACAAUUGAAUGAAAAUAUAAUCAAUAGUUUAUAUUUUUUUAACGAAUAACAAUACACAAUGUUUUUGUUGUUUCUAGUGGGCGUUUACGAUUUUUGUCAAUUAUUUUUACCCACUACUCCCAUUGUGAACAAUGAGAAUUUUGUAUUUGAAAGGGUUUGCGUGCCUUAUUAUUAUACUGUAUUGCGUUUUUACAGAUAAUUAUCAAACCUAUAAUUAUUGUGAAUUCAAUAAACGAUUAUGUACUAAUAAAAAACCAAAUGUACUUAUUUAAAA